This is a messenger RNA of Rotaria socialis, 1047 nucleotides long. Lineage: Eukaryota; Metazoa; Rotifera; Eurotatoria; Philodinida; Philodinidae. The record is from the annotation of a GenBank genome assembly.
AUGUCUCCAGAUUAUGAAAUUUGUGCAACUGCGAAAUGGUCAUCAACUGGAAAGACGGUUGCAGGUGAGAAUGGCCCAGGUGCUAGUCUCAAUCAGCUCAAUAAUCCAUUUGGACUUCUUGUCGACCCGAAUGAUGAUGAUGCUGUUAUAAUAGUCGACCAUGAAAAUGGACGAAUAAUGCGAUGGGCACAAGGUGAAAUCAACGGACAGAUAAUCGCGGGUGGUAAUGGAAUUGGCAACAGAAGUGAUCAACUUGCAUUGCCUCGGUAUAUAGCACUCGACAAAAAAGGUACUUUGUUCAUUACUGAGUACACAAAUAAACGCGUAAGUCGAUGGGAAAAGGGUGCGUCCAGUGGAGAUAUCAUAAUAUCAAAUAUAAACGCUAAUGGCAUUGCUCUUGGACCUGAAUCAGACGAGAAACAAUCUUUAUUUGUAGGGGACUGGUUCUCAGCAUAUAUUCUGAAAUUUAACAAGAACGGAACAGGCCGAAGGCAAAUCGUAGUCGGAAGCAAUGGCUCAGGAAGCUCUUUGGAGCAACUUUCUACUCCGUAUCAAAUGUAUAUCGAUCCACUGGGAUCUAUAUAUAUAUCAGAGUACUUGAACCAUCGUGUAACAAAAUGGAAUGCUUACAAUAGCAGUGAUUGGGAGACGAAAGCUGCUCUUGUUGCCGGUGGAAACAGUAACGGUAGCAAUUUGAAUCAACUAGAUGGAACUCUCGCUGUUACUGUUGAUCAAUCGAACAAUAUUUAUGUAGCAGAUUACGGAAAUCACCGAAUUAUGCGUUGGCUCAAAGGAGCUCAUGUGGGUGCAGUUAUUAUUGGCGGUCAUGGCCAAGGUAAUCUCAGUACACAACUCAAUCAUCCAUACGAUUUGGCUUUUGAUCGCCAAGGGAAUCUGUUCGUGAGUGAUUUUUCCAAUCAUCGCAUUCAAAUGUUCGCCGUUGACAAGAGUUCUUGCAGUGGAGUUGCCUCGAUAUUGGGUAUAAUCGCUCGAUUUAAACUAGUCGGCCUGACUAUAUUCAUCAUUCUAUUCGACAGUGUUAUCUGA